Molecule: messenger RNA, 2159 nt
Organism: Corticium candelabrum
Lineage: Eukaryota; Metazoa; Porifera; Homoscleromorpha; Homosclerophorida; Plakinidae
Product: translation initiation factor eIF-2B subunit epsilon-like
Exons: 1
Coding region: 8-2053 (681 amino acids)
Biological process (GO): biosynthetic process
Cellular component (GO): eukaryotic translation initiation factor 2B complex
Molecular function (GO): translation initiation factor activity; translation initiation factor binding; guanyl-nucleotide exchange factor activity
Source: RefSeq, a predicted model, not a curated record
CACACCUAUGAGUAAAGAGAGAGUGGGGAAGAAGGUUACGAGUGAGAAAUGGGGCACAGAGAACCCAUUACAGGCCGUUGUGUUAGCAGAUAGCUUCAACUACCGUUUCCUUCCCAUUACCCUCGAAAAACCAAGAGCUCUGCUUCCUCUGGUCAACACUCUGUUGAUCGACUACAGCCUGCAGUUUCUGUCAUCUGGUGGCGUAGAGCAGGCGUUCGUCUUCUGUUGUGCUCAUGCCGACCAGAUACGGACACACCUCCAGCAUUCAAAAUGGACGAAAUCAAACUCACCACUUGAGGUACAGACGAUCAUAUCGGAAGGAUGUCUUUCAACGGGCGAUGCAUUGAGGGAGAUCGACAGUAGGUCUCUUAUAAAAAGUGACUUUGUGUUGGUGAGUGGUGAUCUCGUAUCGAACAUGGAUCUGGAGAAAGCUGUUCGAGAACACAAAGAGCGGAGACAAACCAUUAAGGAUUCUGUCAUGACGAUGAUAUUCAUGGCUGCUUCACCUGGCCAUCGUACGCGUUGUUAUCAAGACGAUCUCGUAGUGGCUAUCAAUCCGGCGUCUAAAGGUCGGUUGUUGCAUUGGCAAAGGACAAAACGCCAGACACGACUUCACUUUCCGCUUGACCUGUUUUCGGGGAAUGCUGCAGUUGAGCUGAGAUACGAUCUGUUGGAUUGCCACAUGAGCAUAUGCUCUCCUCAAGUACCUCAGCUGUUUACUGACAACUUCGAUUAUCAAGACCAGGAUGAUUUUGUACGUGGUAUACUAGUCAGUGAAGAGAUCAUGGGUAACCAGAUACACACUCACAUUGUGAAAGAUGAAUAUGCUGCCAGAGUAUCAAAUCUUCACAGUUACGAUGCCAUUUCGAAAGAUGUUAUCCAUCGUUGGACGUACCCUUUGGUACCAGAUGUUAGACAGGAAGAAAGACAAGGUGCUUAUAGUUACAGCAGACGGAACGUGUACCUUCAUAAUACUGUUAAACUAGCACGGGACUGUCAUCUCGAACAGGAUGUUGUUGUCGGUCAAGAAUCAAGUGUGGGGAAUGGAACGACCAUUGUAAGCUCGGUGAUUGGUCAACGGUGUCGCAUUGGUUCAAAUGUGUGUCUGAAUGGUGCACACAUAUGGAACGAUGUUGUGAUAGGAGACAACGUGGGAAUUAAGAAGUCGAUCCUUUGUGAUCAUGUAAAUGUCGAAGCGGGUGCUAAGAUACCAGAAGGUUGCAUUAUUUGUUUUGGCGUUAUUAUUGGAUCAGAUUGUAAACUAAAACCGGGCAGCAAAGUGACUUUGAUGAAAUCCAGGGAUGAGACCAUACAAGCUUGUGGAUUAGGUGAUGGUAGCCUUGGUUUUCUGUGGUCUUCAAGCAGCAGCAAACAGGAAGAUGGCACCGAUGUGAUAGAUGAAGUGUGGCCAGCUGAUGCUACAAGGUGUGACAGCGAGAGCUCGGACUCAAGCUCCGAUGCAUCAUCACGAUGUAUUAGCCCUAAUGCUAUACAACUAGGUGGUGAGGCUGGUGAUGCAGAUCACAAUGUCUUCUACUUAGAAGUUGUAGAAAGCAUUCGGAAUGGGAUUGCUGAACGCGUUUCUGUGGAUAAUAUGAUUCUGGAGGUGAACUCAUCCAAACACGCCUACAACAUUGCCAUCAGUGAUGUUCCUGCCAGCAUUUUGAGGGCAAUUCUCUCCGGACCACAGCAGGCCAAGCACAAUCAUCAGACUCCAAAGGAGCUGCUUACCUAUAGCAGAGAGGCAUUAGAAUAUCUGUCUCCAUUGUUGCAGAAUUAUGUCAAGUCACUCGAGUCUCAACUUCAGCUUAUCCAGUCUCUUGAAGAGCUAGCUUUUUCGAAUGAGACUGUAAGUGUUGUGUUUAUGGGAAUCCUUCGUUCCCUGUAUGACAGUGACAUUAUCGAAGAAGUUGCCAUUACUAAAUGGAAUGCUUCUCCAGUUGACUCUGGCAAUAAAGACACAUAUCAACACCAUGAAAGAAUGAAGAAACAAGCUCAGCCAUUUUUGCUGUGGUUAGAACAGGCAGAGGAGGAGAGUAGCAGUGAUGAGUAACAUUUUCUUGCUGAUUUUACCAUACACAUGUGACAGACAGUAUAGCAAAUGACGGUUUGCUUUGUACUGGACUGCGUGCAAGAAGAUCGUGUAAGAUUGGCUAUGA